CAUAGAAGAUGCACUUCUAGUAGAUAAUUGUAGCCUAAGUUUAUCAGUGUUUUAGUUGUAGUAUUGUCAUGCAGUUACUAAAAUGUAUAGCAAGACACUAAAGAAUGGCUGUGUUGUUUUCACCCCAUACCUCAUUUUUAUUACAUACGGGCCUCUUAAGGCUAUUACUGUUAAGUGAUCUAUUUUGGUCAACAGUUUACUAAUAAAAUACUGUUAAAAAAUGCAGAAUUUUUAAUUAAUUUUUUUAUAAAAGACGCGUGCAGUAAAGUACUUUGUUACAUCGGUUAAAACAGUUACUAAUUUAUUGUAGAAAAGUUUAGUAAAGAUUAAUUAAUUAUGAAUGACAGAAGUGGUAGGAGUUGAGUAUUUAUUUUUUGUACCGAUUUGUGAACUCUAUGUUUUCAGUAGGAGGUCUUAGAGCCAUUAUAACCUUCGCCAACGCUUUUGUGACGUUGAAUGUAAGUAGCCUGCACACGACCAUGUGCAACUGUCAAUUUAUGAGUUUUUAUUUUAGCCGUUCCCGUUUUCUCGACCGUUUGGACGACUUAUGCCUAAGAACCUAGUUUUAGAUUAUAUUACUCGAGAUACAUCACGUUAUAUAGAUUACAUGUAACAAAUACAAUCAUAUUCUAUUACGCUAUUCAUUGCGAAAAGUUGUUCUAACAAUUUAUACUACUACUGGACCUAAUUAUAAUUUUUUUUUAACACCUAUCUAACAUCAUAGGCCUAUUCACGUUCACCCUAUGUUUGUUUAGGUUAUAAGGUACAAACAUUCAAUUACUUUUAAAUUAUAAAGCGAUUACUCUACAAGGGGUUCGUAAAUUUCGGAAGGAAUGAGUUACUCAUGAAGCACAAAUCGUGAAGGAUCAGAGGGACUAGAGGUAUAUCUAAAACGACUACACAAAUAAGCCCAAUGUUUACUAAUAAACGAAUAGUAUUGGCUGUAAGUGGAUAGGGUGUGAUGAUGGGUAGGGGGGGAGAGGAAGCGUCACAAACUCCGGUGGGAAUGAGGUCUACAUAAUCGCCAGCUUUAUUAAGUGCUCUUACCUGAAAGAAUCCAUAAGAAACAGAAGAGCUGAUGUUGUUGGUGGCGGUCGCGCGCUCUCAGUCAAUUUGCUCAGCCAUAGCGGGCCGGGCGCCCCUCCCCCCGACCAAUGAGAGACCAGGGCACGCCCCUCCCCUCUCCCGGGGUACUGCACCCCCAGAGGGCCACGGUGGUCGUCAGUCACACGCCGCUGACGGUGCCGCUUCCAUGUGUGUUGAAAUGGACGACGGACGCCUGUUCUUAGGCUACCACCACGUGCAGUCUGCCGCGUCUUUCGAGAGCCCAUUGGACUUGCGGGGUCACUUGAGUCCACCGGCAGCGCCGUCCAACUUGUCGUCCCCCAGCACUGCCGAGGAGUCCGACCCUGACAUAAACGUGGACUCGGACGACCCGGAGGACGCUUCUCUACGGAACGAUCUCGCCGUAUUCAGGGCGCGCGCGGACUACGCAGACUUCCAGAGACACUACGGCGUCACCUCGGACCAGACUAGAGUAGAAGAACCGACGCAGGAGGAGGAAGAAAAGAAGUCGACCUCCAACUUGGUGAAGCCGCCGUAUUCCUACAUCGCACUCAUAACCAUGGCCAUUCUCCAGUCACCACACAAGAAACUUACCCUGAGCGGUAUCUGCGAGUUUAUCAUGUGUAGAUUUCCCUACUACAGAGAGAAGUUCCCGGCGUGGCAGAAUUCUAUCAGGCACAACCUCUCAUUGAACGAUUGCUUCAUCAAGAUUCCCAGGGAACCGGGAAAUCCGGGAAAGGGAAACUACUGGACCCUAGAUCCGAUGGCGGAGGAUAUGUUUGAUAAUGGGAGUUUUCUGAGGAGACGUAAACGCUACAAGAGGCAACCUCCGGAGUUUCUUCUCCGAGAGCAUCACGCCGCAGCGAUGGCAGCGUCCUUCCUGGGACCGGAUCCUUAUCACCCGGCACUUCAUCCCGCCCUGCACACAGGACCGUACCCGUACCUCUCGCCGCUACCACCGGCCGUGCCGCUUCUACCUCCUGCCGAUCUAGCCAGACUGUCAUUGGGACUCAACCUCCUGACCAGCUCCAGCCAGACCAUGCCCUGCAAGCCGGUCCCUGUCACCGCCUCCUCGGCUCUUCCCUUACCGAGGCCGGUGUUCAGCAUAGACUCGCUCAUCGGUAAGAGCGCCCCCAAGCCUGUCAAGCCCGCCCCUAAGGUUCCUGACCACCUUGGCCUCCCGCCCGUGAAUGUCACCAGGAGCCUGGACUCUGCCUUCACUCCACUUUCUACCGCCUGGGCCCGGUGAGCCCAGUGGACCCUUGCUGACGCUAGACUUUAGUGUAGAUGUGAGUACUAACACAUUUGUUAACACAUUGAUUAUGUAGCACCACGCAAGAAUCAAAACCUUCACGUUAAUCGUAAGCUGUUUGAAAAUAACCAUACGGAAAAAAUAAAGGACAUUUUGGAAAUAUUGGUAGCAAAGCAUAAUAAUGUCCAAUAUUGUUGUAAGAUAUGCUGUAAAUUAAUUAAAAAAAUCUGAAACCCAACAAUAAAAUGAUGGAGCACCAUAUAAGUUAUAUCAAACCAAAACCUGCUUUAUUUACAAAAGGUGUUAAACAGCAAAUCCAUUGCGAUAAUUGUGAAGUGAUAUAAAAAUCACGAGUUUUAUAAGAUUUAGUACCGUUAAAUUAAUGAAGUCGAUUUUAAGUAUUUCGACAUAUUAGUUGUAAUUUAUACAACACUGUUUAUUAUUAAUAGGGUGUUAAAGUAACUUAUUAUAGGAAACAUAUUUUUUAGGUACAAAAGUGUAAUUGAUUCCAUAAUGUGCGACGUUACUGGCUGGUGUUCCAUUUCAAAAUUACUGAGCUAAUUAUGGUUUAUUAAUUUAAGCUAUAAUAAUUUAAAACCAGUAUUUUAAAGUUAAAUAAUUGUGUGAAAAUAAAUUCAUUUUAUUAAUCUACUUCAAAGUUGGCGUUAGUUUAUGGGUUGUUAUAGCCUAAUAGUUUUUCGUUUAUAUGGCUUAAAUUACGAUAUGUAAAUGUGUUCAUAAAAUAUUUUAGAUGUAGUAUUUCAUACGUUUCAAGCGUGUAUAUAAAUAUUUAAAUGUAUUGCUAUGUUUAGUUAAGAGCGUUCGGAAAUAUAAAGACGAUUGUAUAGUGUAAAAUCUCGUACUUAGUUUAGGGUUGAAAAUAGUUUUUAUUUAAUUUUACCUGUAUAACAGAAAACUUUUUAUAAACUUACUAACAAAUUCAUCUUAGGUAAUGACUUUCGUUCAAGUUAUUUUUAAAGUUCCUUUAAUUAAAUGAUAUAACAUGGUAAUAAAUUAUUAUUUGUGUAAUUAUAAUAUUUUAUAUAGCUUAAUGCUAAACUUAAGUUCUGAUAAGCUGAAACGCAUAAUGUUUGUUUCCCUCUGUGUAAGAAGUUUUGGGAGUAUUUUUGAAAGCAAUCGACAGGCCUAUUAUGAUUGCUGUUCUUGUGGCCUAUCACGGCUUACAUAAGUGUUUAACUAUGUACAUUAUUUGAAAUAAUAUCCUUUUCCUGUUGCUAUAUUGUUAUUA
Homalodisca vitripennis (glassy-winged sharpshooter) is the source of this 3566-nucleotide messenger RNA. RefSeq names its product forkhead box protein D3-like. The transcript has a single exon. Gene Ontology annotation, biological process: cell differentiation; regulation of transcription by RNA polymerase II; anatomical structure morphogenesis. The record is from RefSeq and is a predicted model, not a curated record. The coding region runs from base 1079 to 2314 and encodes 411 amino acids. Gene Ontology annotation, molecular function: DNA-binding transcription factor activity, RNA polymerase II-specific; RNA polymerase II cis-regulatory region sequence-specific DNA binding. Lineage: Eukaryota; Metazoa; Arthropoda; Insecta; Hemiptera; Cicadellidae.